This is a messenger RNA of Nothobranchius furzeri (turquoise killifish), 4148 nucleotides long. RefSeq names its product zinc finger protein 771. Gene Ontology annotation, molecular function: DNA-binding transcription factor activity, RNA polymerase II-specific; RNA polymerase II cis-regulatory region sequence-specific DNA binding. Gene Ontology annotation, biological process: regulation of transcription by RNA polymerase II. Gene Ontology annotation, cellular component: nucleus. Lineage: Eukaryota; Metazoa; Chordata; Actinopteri; Cyprinodontiformes; Nothobranchiidae. The record is from RefSeq and is a predicted model, not a curated record.
ACCGGAAACUUCAGGACUCUUAUUUUAAAGGGUUGACAUCUAGGGAAGAAGCGUUUCCUGUUUAGUUCGGUUCCGUCGUUCCGGUGCUCGGUGUGUUGAUGCUGCCGCGGCUGUUAGUGUUCCCAGCAUCACCAUGACCAAACUCCAGCUGCUGAACGCCUACCUGACGGAGCGGCUCACGGCGGUGGUGAAGGAGGUUCUGGACGUGGUGGAGGACACGGUGGCGGAGUACCGCGAGGAGACCGCCAGAACCAGGCGCGAGAACGAGAGCCUGAGGAGACAGCUGCGGGACAUCCUGCUGCUGGAGGCCGAGACUGAAUGGCUGAGGUCGACACAGUCAGGCCUUAAUUUAGUAGCUCCAGAGCAGCGCUCAGGAGAUCCAGACCCUAGGACCCUCCCAGAGGAGGCAGACUCCACCCUGAACCAGCCCAGACAGCCAGCAGUGAAGCAGCAGGUGGUUCCUUUGCAGCAGCUGCCACUUCUGAAGGAAACCCCGCUGGUGCCGAUCCACCACCCUGAAGACGUAAAACCAGCAGAUCUCUGGGAAACCGUACUAAAAGCGGACCCAACACGAACUUCACCGCCUGUGUCGCACGCCUCCCAAAAUCCUCCCAAAGUCCACGCCGAGGUUCCGGUGCUGAGGGAGGAGCCACAGGCCUCUGCGCCGGCACAGAUCAAAACCGAACACGAGGAGGUGAAGGAGGACGAGGGUCAUGUGGAGUCUGUGACGACGAGUGCUCACAUCUCAGUGGACGAGUCGGGCGUCUGCAGCGGAGUGGAGGCAGAUGAAGCUGCACAGGAAUCAGACCAGCAGGACACUCCCAGAACCAGGAUGUCAUCUGAGGAAUCACUGCAGGCUGACGGCAUCAUGGCUGGCAGUUUCAUCCCAGAACUCGUGCAUCGCUGCCCACGCUGCGGCGAUGCGUUUAGCCACGCCUCUGGCCUCACGCUCCACCUGGAGCAGAAGAGAAAGACCUACGCCUGCGACUGGUGUUGCAAGUCAUUCGCUCAGUCAGCCGACCUGCGGCGCCACCUACGCACGCACACGGGUGAGCGGCCGCACCGCUGCACCUUUUGCUCCAAAAGCUUCAGCCAGAGAGGGAACCUGCGGCGCCACCUGCGCAUCCACACAGGUGAGCGUCCAUACAGCUGCCCCUUCUGCUGCCGGACCUUUAGCGAUGGCGACACCAUGAAGAAACACAAACGCACGCAUUCAGGAGAGAAACCGUAUCGCUGCGCACGCUGCUCUAGAACCUUCACUAAUGCCAGCAGUCUGCAGCUGCACCUGAGGAAGGACAUGUGCUUUGUAGGCAGCGCGUGAUUGGCUGAGGCAGGACAGAUGGGUCAUGAGGUAUCCCGUACACGUGACAGUUUUCAAACCAGACAAGGGUGAAGUUCUGAGAUGUUCUCUAACUUGUUUUUCUGAUCAGAACCACUGGCACCAAAUGGGUUCAUCAUAUAAAAAACUAGGAUCAGUCCAGUCUAAAGCUACAUUCCACCAGAGCAGGAGCAGGUGUGUCCUCUCUGGGCUUCUGUAACAACUAGUGUGUGUGUGUGUGUGUGUGUGUGGUUUGUGAUGAAGACUCCUUCGUACCACUAAGCAUCUUCACGGACUUCUGCAGGUCUUUCCUGGAUGUGAUGAACUUUACAGGAAGAUUUAUUUUUCUGUGAAGAUGCCGUUUUUCUUUAUUUGCACUUUUCAGUCUUCGCUGAAGCUCAAGUUUCAUUUCUGUGUCCCGUUUGUGUCCAUCUGCUGGUUUAGUUCAGAAAACAAAGGUUUUAGAAGGUUUCUCAUACAUACAAACACCAGAAAAACAAACUUAAUCAUGAAUAAAAACACAUUUGUUGGUGGAUGCAGAAAGCUGUGGGUGGUGAGGUGGGUCUGACAAACUGGGUUUACUCACAAAUGGGUUCUGGAGGAGUGAAAUCUAUUCUUGGGUCAGGUGUGGUUCCUGGGAGUUCUGAUGGGAUAAAAAAAAACUCACAUCUGCUCCAGAGGUGGGGGUCCUCCUACCUAAAAAGGGGGACCACAGAGUGUGUUCCGACUACCAGCUCUAGACCCUUAGGGGGUCCUGGAGGGUGCGAGGGAGUUCGCCCAACCACGUUACGUGUUUUGUGGAUUUGGAGAAGGCGUUGGACUGCGUCCCUCGAAGGGCCCUGUACUCUGGGACUAUCAUUCUCUGGCAUGACUGGUGUCAGAGCUUGGUCCGCAUUGCCGGCAUCAAAUCGUGCUCGUUCCCGGUGAGAGUAGGACUUCGAAAGAAUGAAAUUGCGGAUUUCAGCUUCCAAAAUGAGUUUUCUCCGCAGCGUGUCUGGGCUCUCCCUCAGAGAUGGGAUGAGAAGCUUGGUCAUCCAGGAGGGGCUUGAAGUAGACCUGCUGCUCCUCCACAUUAAGAGGAGCCAGUUGAGGUGGCUCAGGCAUCUGGUCAGGAUGCCUCCUGGACGCCUCCCUGGUGAGGUUUUCCAGGCACUUCCAACCGGGAGGAGACCCAAGGGAAGACCCAGGACACGGUGGAGGGACUAUGUCUCUCACCUGGCCGGGGAACGCCUUAAGAUUCCCCCGGAGGAGCUGGCCCGUGUGGCUGGGUAGAGGGAAGUCUGGGCCUCUCUGUUUAGGCUGCUGCCCCCGCGACCCGACUCCGGAUAAGCAGAAGAAAAUGGAUGGAUGGAUCUUUUCCAGAGAUCCUGCUGCUGAACCUCAAAGUCAUCACGUGAAAAUGAGAAAUGUUUGUCUGGUCUGGAAUGUUCAGUUUGUCAGACAACAGCGAUGAUGUCGCGACAUUAGGGCAUUGUUCGGUUCAAAUGAAAACAUGAACGAUUCUGUUGUGUGAGGACUGGGUUAAAGUUAAAGCCCCAUUAGUUGUCACACACACAGGUGUGUGUGUGACAUUCGUCCUCCGCAUUUGACCCAUCCCCUGGGGGAGCGGUGAGCUGCAGACACGGCCGCGCUCGGGAACAAUUUGGUGGUUUAACCCCCCAAUCCAACCCCCUUAGUGCUGAGUGUCAAGCAGGGAGGCACUGGGUCCCAUUUUUUUGAAAGUCUUUGGUAUGACCCGACCAGGAAUCGAACCCCGAUCUCAGUCUCAGGGCGGACGCUUUACCACUAGGCCACUGAGAAAGGUGGAUGGCAGUAACCCCUGAAGGGAAAAGAGAAAACCUUUCUGUGUGUGACAGAGACGAGGUGCAAAGCCAAGUCCUUCAUCCAAAAGCUGAAACGACUUGUUCUGCGUACUCAGAAGAAUUGAAGGAAAUGUCAGAAAUGGGAUAUAAAAAAUAAAAUAUUUACUAAAUUAACACAUUAGAAACUGAAUCAUAAUGAAACCAGCACGAAUUCAGCGCCUCCAUGUCUUGUGUUUGCAAACAGACUCAGCAGUAUCAGCCUGUCAGAACUACCCACAAUUCCCAGCGGUUUAAGAUUCAGCGUGCAUGAACCUCUUUUCAAAUAAACUUCAACAUGUAUGUUUGAGACUCUUAUUUUGAAGGAAGUUCAUUGAGUUCUGCUGCAGCAGUAAAUACUCAACUCCAUAUCCAGUAAAACAUCUGGAACCACCAGGUUCUGCUCUUCAGACGCCACUGGAAACACUUUCAGAUUUAGUUUAGACAUUUCCUCUGCUAGCUUUUCCUACAAACGUUGCUCCAAACCGCUGUUGGUGGGAGAAACGGAGUCGCUUCAGAAGCUGAGAUUUGUUUAAACUCCUGUUGUGAUUGGCUGGACUCAUCAGAUUCUCUGUGACUCUUCAGAAACAGUCCAAAUACGGGUGGUUCUGAUCCAAACAUGUUCUGAUUCAAAACUCCAGAGUUGAUCAAACUCUGAUUUAAUAUAAAAUAAAUUACUUAAAUCUGGAUUUAAUCCACUGUGAAGUGAAUUUUUAUACUUUGAUGUUGUUUCUUCAUGUUGCUCAUUGAUGCUAAAUUUAUUUCAAAAUUGUUUGAUAAAAAAUCAUAAUUAAAAUGAAACCAGUUAAUUGGUUAUUUUCAAAUAAAAGCUUCAAUAUUUUAUUUAUCGAUAUUAAAAGUUGUGGUUCAGCUUUAAUAGGAUAGAAGCUGCAGUGGGUUAGAGCCAGGUCAGCUGUAAACAUCGAUGACUUUACAGGAGGUCAGAACAACACGUCACUGAUUUAAAUAAACCUGACCUGAUUCCCUCUAAA